AAAGAUUUAUGACAUGAAGUAAACACAUGAAUUUUGUUUUCGAUCCAAUGGAAUUUAUAAUCCAAAUAAUUCUAGAUAAAUUUGUUUCAUUAGAGAUUCUUGAAGUUUAGUUUGGUAAAUACUAAUCUUUGUUCCAGUAAGAUUAAUCAUGAAAUAUUUUUAUUUAUUGUGUUUAACUAUAAGCAUAUGUGGAGUAACUUUUGGUUUAUCAAGUGAAGAAUCAGUAGAUGAGAGAGUACAAUUGAUGAAAGACUACUUCAAAAACAGAGUACAAAUACAGAAUGUUAGAAAAAAAUUUGAAAGUAUAUGCCCAAAUUAUGGGCAUAAAUUUGAGCUAGCAUUGUUGAAAGUACAAACUUGUGAAGGAUUAAUAGACAAAAAUGAGGAAGAAACCGUUUGUUCUGGUAUCAAGAACCAUUUAGAAGAAUGUACUCAACCAAUUGUUGCAGUAUUGGAAGACUGUUUACCAGAAAAAUCCAAAGAAUUACCAAGAUUUACAGUCAAAACCGCCGUAGAACUAUCAAACUAUAUCUGUAAAUCUGAUGGAGAACAUAUAUUUGAAUUAUCCAAUCCUUGUAUAAUGGAUCAGAAUUUCCGUUUGAAUAGAUGUAUUCUGAAAACUCGUUCAAGAUUACAACAAUAUGUCAACUCAACGCCAUCAAAAUCUGAAAUUUGCGAAUUCAUAAAAUCCAUGCGACAAUGCUUCAAGAGACAUGUAGAUUUGUCGUGUAACAACGUUAUAACUAGAGACUCGUUUAUUGGUCUUUUUGAUGCUGUAAUCAAACAGUGUGAUACUAAAUUAGAAGACAGUGUAAAUGAAGUAGACGUUGAUUAAAUACUAAGUACAAUGUGGUGCCUACAAAUAUGCUUAUUUUGAAAUUCCAGGAAAUGAGAAGUACCGCAUUAGUUUACUUGAUUAUAUGACCAAGAUUGUGUACAAUAUAAGAAGCAUGUUUUGAAAUAAAAAGAAUUUUUUAAUAA
Molecule: messenger RNA, 981 nt
Organism: Diorhabda carinulata
Lineage: Eukaryota; Metazoa; Arthropoda; Insecta; Coleoptera; Chrysomelidae
Exons: 5
Coding region: 149-835 (228 amino acids)
Source: RefSeq, a predicted model, not a curated record